AUGGCAUCUGAAAAAGAGCUUGCACGCCUUGUUACAGCGGAUCCAGGCCUUCCACGCCCAAAUCCAACCCAAUCAUACUGGCAACAUAUUCCGCAUCGUCUUGCAAAUGUCCGAUCGGAGAACCUACCCAGCGAAAGAGACUAUGUGAUCAUUGGAUCUGGCAUCACAGGCCUUUCGGUCGCCAAGACGCUGUUAGAGAACCACCUGACUGCAACGGUUACUGUCUUGGAGGCUCGUACACUUUGUUCUGGAGCGACGGGACGUAAUGGCGGUCAGAUGGCUGCUAACGCAGGAGAAGAAUAUAUGCAUCUUGCCCAAGUUCAUGGUCCUGAGAUGGCUGGCAAGAUUGCAAGAUUUACACUCCGGAAUUUGAAGAAGAUGCAAGACCUGAUAGAGGAAUAUGAUGCUGUUGAGACCACUGAGAUGCAGAGGCUCGAGAAGUUGCGUGUUUUUAUGACGGAUGGCAAGUUUGAGGAUUUUAGGAAGAGUAUCGCUCGUCUGGAAGCGGAUCAUCCUUCCAUGAGAGGGAUUUAUAAGACUAUAAACGCUGAUACAGUGCUCGAAGAUUAUGGAAUCCAUGGGUCUUCUGGCGGUGCUUUGCUUCCAGCCGGUACAGUAUGGCCAUAUCGUCUGGUCACCAAAGUUUUCGAUGCUCUCUUGAAGAAAUACCCAGGUCGACUAACCAUCGAGGCCAACACGGCUGUCGAGUCUGUCGAACAUGAUGAGGAGAACUUGACACCCAUAACGACCGUCUAUCCUUAUACACUACACACGUCUCGAGGUCUAAUGAGAGCGACUAGCGUGGUAUAUUGCACAAACGGGUAUAGCGGGCAUCUCCUCCCAAGUUUACGAGGACGUAUUCAUCCGUUCAAGGGAACUAUGACAGUUCAAGAUCCGGGUACUUCACUCCCAAAUCAAGGCAAAUCCGUGUCGUGGGGAUUCCAUUAUCCACCCACAUUUGACCCAGAUACUAAACGUCACGGAUACGGAUUGUACUAUCUCGGUCAAAGUGCCAAGACGGGGUAUUUCUAUUUCGGAGGCGAGAAUACGCGCAUGGAUGAAGCUGUGUCAGCGGAUGAUAGUUUCGUUGCUUCGCAUUCCGUUUCUCAUCUGCAAUCGGUUCUCCCGCGGUUCUUUGGGAAGGAGGACGAGGCCUCUUGGAAGCUGGUUAGUUCAUGGAGUGGAAUUAUGGGGUUCUCGUCAGAUGGACUGCCAUUAGUAGGGCGGCUUUCUUCUGCGUUGACAGGUCGACGUGGGGAGGGAGAAUGGAUCGCGGCUGCUUUCAAUGGUUACGGGAUGGCAAAUUGUCUCUUGUGUGGAGAGGCAUUGGCUUUGAUGAUAUUGGGGGGGAAAGUAAAUGACUGGCUUCCCGGUGCCUAUGAGCUUGUUGAGGAGAGAUUGCGGAGCAUUCUUACUCCGCCAGAGGCCGUCAAGGCCUUGAGCUCGAAGCUGUGA
Penicillium cataractarum is the source of this 1455-nucleotide messenger RNA. RefSeq names its product NAD(P)/FAD-dependent oxidoreductase. The coding region runs from base 1 to 1455 and encodes 484 amino acids. Lineage: Eukaryota; Fungi; Ascomycota; Eurotiomycetes; Eurotiales; Aspergillaceae. Gene Ontology annotation, molecular function: oxidoreductase activity. The transcript is spliced from 3 exons. Gene Ontology annotation, cellular component: cytoplasm. The record is from RefSeq and is a predicted model, not a curated record.